UGUGUUGUUGCUAAAUGCCUGUGAAGUUUGCGCUACGUUCAACUUUUUAGAUGUAUGAAAUGAGAUUCUGUAAUCUAUGCAUUUCAAGUGGGGAUGCUUCAGUGGUUUGUUUGGAAAAGGAAGGAAGUUCGUAGCAGGAAAAGCCAAGCGAGGACUAUAAUUAUCUCAAGUCAUUUAUCAGAAUAGACCGUCAUUUUCAGAAAGGUGCAGUAGUGUGGAUUUUACCCGCUUUGGAAUGUCCGGACUGUUUUAGAAUUGCGUGAAAAUAUAAAAACAUCAAAAUAAAAAGUAUUACAGGGAAACUUCUACAAUAAUUUAUGUAUUUUGAGAUGCUAGUGGAAACGUUGAGUUGAAUCAUUUUACUCGACAACUCUUUCAAUCAGUACGCUACAAUCUGAGGAGUGAUGGACAUAGACAUUGAGGAGCAGGACCCCCUCGCUGUAGACCCUGUAGACAGAGAUGGGAGACGGAUGGGGGAUACGGAAGGUGAUGAUGACGGGAAUAGGAAGGUUGGAUGCUGCGAGAGGUUCCAUCACUCCAUCUCUAAGUGGAUGCUUCCGGAAGAACUCCACGAACAGUACCGGGAGCGAGCCAACUGCUGCCCCCCUCCCAUCUUCAUCAUCCUCAUCAGCAUCGGAGAGUUAGCAGUGUUUAUCUACUAUGCGGUGUGGAAGCCCCAGAAGCAGUGGGUCACCCUGGGCGAGGGCAUCUGGAACAGCCCUCUCACCUACAAAUCUGACCGGCGGGAGGAGGCGUGGCGCUUUGUCUCCUACAUGUUUGUCCACGCCGGCGUGGAGCACAUCCUGGGCAAUCUGGUGAUGCAGCUACUGCUGGGCAUCCCGCUGGAGCUGGUCCACAAAGGCUUUGAAGUGGGCAUGGUCUACAUGGCAGGGGUCCUAGCAGGCUCCCUGGCCAGCUCCAUAUUUGAUCCUCACAGUGCUCUGGUAGGGGCAUCUGGUGGGGUAUAUGCCCUCAUGGGGGGAUACUUCAUGAAUGCUAUUGUGAACUUCAGAGAGAUGAUUCCUCUCCUUGGAGUGUUUCGUAUUGGAGUGAUUGUGAUUAUUGUCGGGACAGAUGUCGGAUUCGCCCUUUACAGAAGGUUUCUUACUCACGACGUUGGCUUGAAGGUCUCGUUUGUGGCGCACAUUGGAGGAGGGGUGGCUGGGAUGACCAUUGGUUACGUGUUCUUCAGCGCCUACAACAAGAAGCUCCUGAAGGACCCGCGCUUCUGGCUCUGUAUAGUCGGUUACAUUGUCUUCCUCUUGUUCGCUGUGCUCUUCAACAUCUUCCUUUCCCCUGCAUAAUUUCACACUACACAAAUGAACGUGUUUUGAAUAACGGAAAUAGGGCAUUUCAGGGACUCUGAAGGUUAUCCAAAAAAUGUAAACCCCCCUACUGCAGGAGAUAAGAUAUUUAAAUGGGAAGAGGGACCCCUGUUGUUGAAGUGUAGUAUUACACACAGCACAUUAUCUUUGUUACAUGGUGUUUUUAGUGAUGUUGAAAAUGAUAUGCAUUAUUCAUUUGAUCUCUAGGUUUUGUACUGAACUCAAUAUACCUCAGUUUGUUGGUGUUACGGGUGUUUUUUCCAUAUGAUGUUUGUCCUGAUUGGUCAGUGAGGUAGGACAUUAUUUCCCCCAAGCAGGUAAUUUCCUCCAAGUUUUAGAUUGGCCUACAAGUGUGUGUGUGUGUGUGUGUGUGUUCUGGGUAUUUUCAAGCCAUCAGGAGCAAGUGUGUCAUCUAUUGUCAUCAUAAACAAGCCAUACCAAUGGCUCAAUGCCAAGUUAUUGUUUCACUUCCCUGUUGACAGGAUGAGACGCUAUCUGCUAAUAGUACAUAUCAAUGUAAAUCUGCUCACAUAUCCUUGGCUAAACCUCUUUCAAUGAUCAUUUAUUGAAGGCGAGAUUUUAAUUUGUGUAUUUAUCAGUCAGUCUGUUCAUCUUUUGGGUGUUUAGGAUGUUUGUACAGUGGAACAGUAGAGGGCAGCACUUUCCAUUGUAUAUUAGGCAUUUUCUAUAUCAUUUCAAUUGUGUCUGUGUGUAUUAGUCUACAUAACCUUUCAGUAAAAUGAAAAGGUCAUUGAAAAGGCCUCAUCUAGGCCAUCUGUAUGGAAUAUUUUUAUUGAUUAUAUUUUCUAAUGUUUUUCCUAAACUUAUUUGUUGUGAUAUUUGUUAGUUGGUAUCUGAAACCAAAUAGUGGUUCAACAAAUCUCUAAGAAACCAAUACAUACUUUAGGUAUUUAUUAUGUAAUUACAACUUUACCAUGUACUUUCUAAGUAAAUGUCUGGUAGAUAGCAUAACAUUCCAAUUGUAAAUUACUUGUUUUGUAUUUGAAGGUCAUUUUUGGAUCUCCAGACUCGAUCUUGUAUCCUUUCAUCACUUUUACAUUAAAUACAUAUUUUACAUUUCCAAAAUCCCUUCGGAUCUUAGAUCUGCGUUGACAAAGCAAUGCAUAAACCGAUCUCUGAAAAUGAUUGGAUUAUUAGUUUUGUUGUUGUGUAUACUCUAUUUGGUGUUAUACGACUAAUAUGUUUUGCCAAGAUUAACUAUCUUAAUUCAUCUGGCCUUUAGAAUGCCAGACAUGGAGGUUAGUGAAUGGGUAUGGAGCAGGUUAUUUGCUUGACUGAUGUCUGACCUGACCUAGGGUUCCAGGCAGCCUCGCUUCUAUGGCUCUCAUUAUCUGACAGUCGCUUCAAAAAAAGACAAUUGAUCGUACCCCAAUGACAGCCACCACUCUAGCCAGUUUAUGUGGAACAUUCCAUAGUUCCAGACUCGGAACAUCAAUACAGUGACAUUAUUUAAUUAUGCGCUAGUUAAUGCUUGCUUGUUUACGUUGUGGACACUUAAACCAUUGGUUAAGAGGGGUAAUGAAGCUUCAGAAAGUAAUGGCCAAGUUGUCAUUGCAAA
This is a messenger RNA of Coregonus clupeaformis (lake whitefish), 2904 nucleotides long. RefSeq names its product rhomboid-related protein 2. Gene Ontology annotation, cellular component: membrane. The transcript has 8 exons. The record is from RefSeq and is a predicted model, not a curated record. The coding region runs from base 405 to 1304 and encodes 299 amino acids. Gene Ontology annotation, molecular function: serine-type endopeptidase activity. NCBI's taxonomy places the organism in Eukaryota, Metazoa, Chordata, Actinopteri, Salmoniformes, Salmonidae.